This is a messenger RNA of Daucus carota subsp. sativus, 4317 nucleotides long. RefSeq lists its product as uncharacterized. The record is from RefSeq and is a predicted model, not a curated record. NCBI's taxonomy places the organism in Eukaryota, Viridiplantae, Streptophyta, Magnoliopsida, Apiales, Apiaceae. Bases 1128 to 1631 code for a protein of 167 amino acids. The transcript is spliced from 10 exons.
ACAGACCGUUCGGUCUCAAACUGGAUGGGGAGAGUCAAAACUGGAAAUUGACCCAACAGCUUGCACAAAAGUUAGGGUUUUCGAAGAAGAAGGUGAGGCUUUCGGGCUUUUUUCCAGGCUCAGCUCCGGAAGAUAAAGUCCUCAAAGGUGGGACAAUGAUUGUCAUCUGUAAUUGAAUAAGGAAAAUCGCCAUUGUAUAUAGCUGUUGAAGCUGGCAAAAUUGAGUAACAUGUAAUUUUUGAAUGAUGUUAAAUUGAGUCGAUCAGUGUUGGCUAAGAUAUGCAUUUCCUCGGGAAUAAAAAAGCCGCAAAGAGCUAAAGAUAGACUGGUCCAGUGCGGCCACACUAGGCCCAUUGGGUCGGGGAUCAUAAUUUUUAGCUUAUGUAGCAAAUGAGCUUGGACGGCUGAGAUGAAAGCCUGAAGCGACGAAUGCUAGCGAUUGAGCUUGGACGGCUGAGAUGAAAGCCUGAAACGACAAAUGCUAGCGAUUGGAAUAAAUGAAAUCACAAUCCGAGUGAAGCCAAGAUACCCAAUCAGACUGUGCCAUGUGCCCUUGUUUUAUGAGUAUAUAUAUUUCCCAAGUAGAGAGACUAACCCUCGAUUUAUACACGCCUCCCCGUCCACAGUUCUUCACUCUUCCUUCUCUGCAAAUCGCCCAUCUGCCCAGUUUCAGCUAAGGGCUGCCUACUCAAUUCUGAGUGAAUGAAUUUAGGUUGCAACGAUACGUCUCAACCAGCUGGGGUUUUAUUUUUCACCUCUACCAAGGGGUCUGCUAGCAAAAUUAAAGCAAAAAUGAACAACAAACCCAAAGAAAGAAAGUGUAAACAACUGAUGUCAGUAGUGUGCAAUCAUUGUAUCAGGUGUAUGCAAACCAAGCAAUGAUCGCUUUUGUGACACAGAUCACCAACCAAUAUGCUAGGAACAUACUAGGACUGAACUUUGGAGGAAUACAGGCUUACUGACACUGAAGUCCACCUGGGUAUGUUUGAAAGGAAGGCUGCCAGUUUAAGCUCGUGUGAAGCUUAAAAGUAUUAUUCAUGCCGACUCUGAUGCAACAAGAAAAGCAAUCCUCUGGUCGGGCCUUUCAGAAAUUCAAAGGAAUUGAAUCCUGCUAGAUCUGGCAAUCAAUGCAAAAAGUCAAAGAGUUCAAAUAUGUUUUGACUCCAGUAAAGGAACAUUGUCAAAUAAGGCAGACUUCAUCUGUCAAAGAUAUUGAAACUUCUCGUGCUAAGAACAAAAAGAAAAUGAGAGAAAUAGCAAGUGCAUCUCAGAUGUCAGGGCGGAGCCGAACUUAUGUCAUUCUACAAACAGCUGACAUGCAAUUCCACUUGCAUCCACUGAGGUCAUCAGAGGAACAAAUGGCCACUUACGAAGGAAAAUAUAAAAGAACUGUGCAAAUUGUCAAUCUCCCAUGUCAGGUGUUGAGCUUGCUAAAGAUGCUAAACGACAGAUUCUGGAUGCUGGUUCUUUUUCCACUGUUUGGGAGUUCUAUAUUAAAUCUGCACCUGAGGACUCUGAGGAACCUCUUCCUACUGAAUCUGCUACGACUGCUUCCUGGAUGUUCUUCAAAAAAUGGGACUCAUGGUAAGAAUUAUGGAUUAGCUGCUGGAUGUUCUCACUGUUGGGAUUAGAGACCGUGGUUCUCCACUUGCCAAUAUUACAAACUUGGUGCAAAGUACUGAUAAGGGCCUAUCAAGUUCUUUAAGAAAGAAGGUAUGACUUAUGCCGUAUGCAACUACCGCUCUUUGACCUUCAAUCUAAAACACUAUGUGUAUAGUGUUAAUGUGCCCCUUAAAAUGUUGUUAGGUUAAUGUUAACAGAGAGGGCCUUGGUUUGUAUACUUCAGAGAAUUUACAAGUUGAAUUUGUUCAAUUAUUAAUAUUAAAUUAUUAAUCAAUGUUAACCAAUAUUUUUUUUAUUAUAUUUUUAGAAGUAAUCAAAUAAAGCAACAUUUUUAUAUUUUUCCCUUAAGCUUAUCGAUUUGUUGGCACUGUUAGGAGUCCGAUAAAAACUCCUGCUUUUACUAGGACAACCUUUACUGACAAUGCCACACUGCAGGAUAUUUUAAAAAGUAUUCAACAUGAUGUCAAUUGCAAGUGAUUUUGUAUUGACAGUGUUAGUCAAAGGGAACACGUUUUUUGAAUCUAAAUAAUGUAGCACAGACAAAGAAACUGAAGGUCUCACCCACGGAUAUCUCCUUACAGCAAAGUUGUUCGACUCCCUUACAGACAUUGUUAAACAGAAGCAACACACCUUGUGCUCUGAAAUUUAAGUCUAGAAUUUCAAGUCUUGAAACACCAUUGAGCCAAGUGCUUUUUACGGAUAAAGAUCAUGGGCCUGACAGACAUGAGAAAAGAACAUUGGGAGAAAUUGGUGUGUUCUAACAGUUUACUUUUAGAGUAAUCAAUUGCUUGUUAAAAUUUCUUUCAUAUAUUUUUGUUUGAAUGUUCACCCUUCGGAAAAGUGACUAGAUAAUGUAUAAGGUAUGUUUUUUCAUAUUUAAUAUUAGAUUCGACCCAAUCCAUGUAUUGGUUAACCUUUAUUUUUGAAUGACGUUAAUGUGAGUUGAUCAGUGUCGGCCCUGGUCCAGUGCAGCCACACUAGGCCCAUUGGGUCGGGGAUCAUAAUUUUUAGCUGAUGUAGCGAAUGAGCUUGGACGGCUGAGAUGAAAGCCUGAAACAACGAAUGCUAGCGAUUGGAAUAAAUGAAAUCACAAUCCGAGUGAAGCCAAGGUACCCAUUCAGACUGUGCCACGUGCCCUUGUAAUACGAGUAUAUAUAUUUCCCAAGUAGAGAGACUAACCCUCGAUCUAUACACGCCGCCCCGUCUAUAGUUCUCACUCUUCCUUCUCUGCAAAUCACCCAUCCGCCCUGCUUUCAGCAAAGGGUUGCCAUCUCUAUCCUGAGUAAAUGAAUUUAGGUUGCAACGAUAUGUCUCAGCCAGCUGGGGUUUCAUUUUUCACCUCUAGCAAGGGCUAUGCUACCGAAAUUAAAGCAAAAAUGAACUACAAACCGAAAGAAAGAAAGCGGAUACAAUUGAGGUCAGUAGCGGGUGAUCAUUGUAUCAGGUUUACACAAACCAAGCAAUGAUCGCUUUUGUGACACAGAUCACCAACCAAUAUGCUAGGAACAUACUAGGAACUUUCUACUGAGCUGCCUCAUCAGCCCAAAGAUCUUACAGAUCGGAAAAGAUUUUGUAGGGGUUCACGAGCUAAUUGGCAUGAAGAAACGGUUGGAAAAGGGAAAACACCGGUGAAGUUAGGAACAUGCCAUUAGGAGGGGUAAGCCCAAAGUUGUAGGUCCAGUCUCGAUUUUUCUAAGAGUACUGACGGAAGGGGGCAAGAAAUGCUUGCUUAAUCUGUGAAGAAAUGUUAACUUAAACUCGAGGGGAGGGUGAAUUCUGCUGCUGGCCAGAUGAGAAGUGCACUCCAGCCAAAGAUUCAUUGUGCUCACCAGCAUUGCUCUUUUGGCCAUCAAGAACUGUUGCAUUCUCUGCGGGAUCAAUGACCUCAAAAUAUAUGUUCAAGUUUUUUGCUUGAUCCUCAAAGUUUUCUUUGCUUUCCCAAAGCAAUUGGUAAUCACUUUCAAGAAGCAGUUCAAGGUCAGCCUCCUGGUCCUUCACUAGCUUCACAGGAUCGAGUACAAUGCCAUUCUGAGCCUCUUGACCAUUCCCCUCCUUGCCUAUUUUGUUCUUCACCAUGCUCUUCUUUCUUUUCUCUUCAGAUUGCACGGGAUGUUGAGGCCCAGUGCUUGCAGUAUAGUGCAGAGACUGAGCAAGUGGAGAACCAAAAUUCUUUCUGUUUCCAGCUACAUUUCUUGUCAUAAAUGCAUUUGCACCAGGAUCAGACAAAGCAUCUGGUGAACUUAACCGGAACUGGAUAGAAUCUAUUGGGCUUCGCACCAUGAACUUUUCCUGAACACCACAGAAAUAUAAUAACACUAUUAAGGUUUGAGAAAGUCAUGGAAUCAGGUUCACACCAAGUUGAUAAAAUUAUUUACUGACCUCAUCAAAAAACCCGUGCCUGGGUGAUGGCUUGCGGAGGCCUGAAGGCUUGGAACUUGUUGGUGUUCCUCCAAAUGAUGAAAAUGAUUUACUGACAUCGUCAAAAAACCCAUGCCUAGGUGAUGGCAUGCGGAGGCCUGAAGUCUUGGAACUGCCUGGUGUUCCUACUUGAUUUUUGGGAAUUUUUAGGUCCUCCGGGAUUCUUGUUAAUAAUUAUUUUGUGAUUAGCUGAAUACUUUAUCACUUUACUACUUUGUAAUGUAAUAAUUGUUUUGAUAAAUAAUUAUGAUAUAAAUUGUUAAGGAUUAACACUCA